Molecule: messenger RNA, 813 nt
Organism: Trichophyton benhamiae CBS 112371
Lineage: Eukaryota; Fungi; Ascomycota; Eurotiomycetes; Onygenales; Arthrodermataceae
Exons: 3
Coding region: 1-813 (270 amino acids)
Source: RefSeq, a predicted model, not a curated record
AUGCGAGACCAGAUAAUCCGCAGGAGAAGAAAGAUUGCAGCUGGCGGAGAAGAAGAAAGAAGAAAGAAGAAGAAGAAGAAAAGGUCUGUACUCCCAUAUGCAUGUCGUGCAGCACACAGAGCCUGCAACCGCCGCGGGUGGAAGGGCUCCAGCAGCCAGCUGGCCCUGGGGGUAUCGACCGCUCUCUUCUCAGCUGCUCUCAUGCUCUUUCAUCCCCUAGCCCUUCGGCGACUGAGAAGCGAGGAGUAUAUCGUUGUACUCCGUGCUCGGCUUCGUAAUCGCCCGAAACGUCGAUAUAUAUAUAUAUUUCCUUCCAGCACUCAACAUGCAACCGCUCGCUGGUUACCAGGAGGAUGCCAGGGAGAAGCAGAAGACGGCCUUGACCAGGCUCGCUGGCCCCGUACACAGAGCAGUGCUAGCUCGCUGUCGCCUGUACCACUGGCCGGCGUCAGCUCCAUUGCUUGCCUGCAUGCAUGCAGUUCCUUAUUCCUGCGUGACGGCCAGGGGCGCUCGACAGGAACCACCAUCACCGCCGCUGCUAGCUAUCACCGGACAGCAGCAACAGCACCGGACACGGCUGCUGGACAUCCGUCGCUCUCCCUUUGCUUCUUCCUCCCUGCGCUCUCUCGCUUCGUCAAUCAGCGUCCAGGCAGCGAGCUAGCCAGACUAACUAUCGGACUUGGCUCUGGCGGCGGCGGCACCAACCUGGAGCAGGGCCUCCCCAGGAUACAGAGCCAGAGACAGACAGACCGAGAGAGAGAGAGAGAGAUAGGAACCGAAGAGGGGGCCGUAUGCAACAGUUGGCAAAGGUAG